AUGUCUGGUUGGAUGCAAGACACAGAAGAACAAAACUCUGCUUCAUGGCCAAACCCAAACGCCAAUGAAUUAAGCUUGUGUGCUUACAAACCCAUCUCCGAUAUCCAUGAGGAAUGGCACGUGCCCAACGACAACAACCAAAACCACUCACAUAUUAGAGACAUGGCCUUCUCCACCAACUUCGCUAAUAACACGUUACUCCAUCAACUGCAACCGUUGCACACUUUCUCUUCUUCCAUUAACCUCGGCCUAUCUCAAGUGCACAACUUCCUCACUUCUAAACCCUUAUUUUACCCGUUGGAGCAUGACUUUUGCGCGGGUUCUGAAGUGGGAUUUCUUGACACUCAAGCAUUGAACAAAGUUGAUCAUGGUGGUGUCUUCUUCAGUUCAAAUGAUAAUAACCAAUCAGCCCUUCCAAAUUUAGCAACCAUGUGUGCAAUGCCUCCCCAACAAGACAGUGUAGGAUUUUCGGGAUUCAAGAAUAUUAGUAACUCCGAUCACGUGGAGGGUUCAACGAAGGCCUUGCUUCUGAGCAGGUCCAACUUACUGAGACCCCUUGAAUCGUUCCACCCAUCAGGUGCACAACCAACACUUUUUCAGAAGCGAGCAGCACUUAGAAAAAGCUUGGAAAAUAACUGCAAAGGCAAGAGUAAAGGGAAUAGUGAUAGUAGUAGCAAUAAGAGAAAGACGUGUUAUAAUGGAGAAGGUGUUGAAGGUGGAAGUUUUGAAGGGUCGGGGUUGAAUUAUGAUUCUGAUGAGAGUGAUGAGAAUAAGAUGAUGGAAGAGGGUGGAAGGAACGGUGGAAUCAGCUCGAAUGCGAAUAGCACCGUCACCGGUGGCGUGGAUCAAAAGGGCAAGAAGAAGACAUGGAUACCUGCUAAGAAUUUGAUGGCUGAACGCCGCCGAAGGAAGAAGCUUAGUGAUAGACUCUACAUGCUGAGAUCCGUUGUUCCCAAUAUUAGCAGAAUGGACAGGGCUUCAAUACUUGGGGAUGCAAUAGAGUAUUUGAAGGAACUUCUGCAAAGGAUAGGUGACCUUCACAAUGAAUUGGAGUCAGCACCACCAGCUGUCUCUUCAUUGACUUCAAGCUUUUUUCAUCCCUUGACACCCACUUUACCAACACGUGUGCAAGAAGAACUUUGCCUCAGCUCAUUGCCAAGCCCCAAUGGCCAACCAGUGAGGGUUGAGGUUGGGUUUCGUGAAGGAAGAGGUGUAAACAUCCACAUGUUUUGUGAGCGCAAACCUGGUCUCUUGCUGUCUAUCAUGAGGGCUCUCGACAACCUUGGCAUAGACAUCCACCAAGCAGUUAUCACCUAUUUCAAUGGAUUUGUUAUGGAUAUUUUCAGAGCUGAGAUACACAAAGGUCAAGACGUGCAUCCAGAGCUAAUCAAAGCAAUUCUAUUGGACUCAGCUGGCUUCCAUAGCAUGAGCUAA
Sphenostylis stenocarpa is the source of this 1434-nucleotide messenger RNA. The record is from the annotation of a GenBank genome assembly. Lineage: Eukaryota; Viridiplantae; Streptophyta; Magnoliopsida; Fabales; Fabaceae.